AUGCAGGAAACCGUGGAGGAAGUCGUGGCAGAGCGGCGCCACAAAGUGGCCGAGGAGGAAACGAGCGUUCGCGUGGACGUGGCGGAUACGGAGGAAGUGGAGAAAAUCGAGGUGGACAUGGACAGGGCUCCGAAGGAAAUGGCUAUUAUGACGAGACCCGUGUAGAACACGCCGGGAAUCGUGGUGGAUACGGAAACAAGCACGGUUAUCGCGAAGGCGGACAGUAUUCCAGAAGAGUGGAUGGUAACGAGAGACGCGAAAACCAAGAAGAUCACGGUGGACACAGCAGCGGACCUCGUGACAAACACAGAUACGAGAAUGCUCAAGACGGAUACCGAGGAGAUGCAAAGCCUUCCAGAAGAGAUUAUGGGCAUGUACGACAAAAUGAGGUUCGUGAAACACACGGAGCUCAGAGUGACCAGAGUCCACGUCUCGCUAUUAACGUUUUUGGACUCCAACUCGACGAAUGCAAAAUUUUCCGUCACGUGGUUCAAAUGAACUUGCUCGACAACAACAAAGCUCACAACCUCACAACUAUGAAAUCCAGGUAAAUUUUCAACCAAAUGCGGUUAAGGUGAAGCAAACCUUUUUCAGCGUGCGUGGAAAUCGUGUGAGCAAGCAAAAGGACAACUUCCUUCUGCUCGAUCAUUUACUCGAAAAAUGGACGGAGAAGACCGGACAAGUGAAAAAAGCGCAAUUUGCGUAUGACGGUGCUCAGACACUGUUCACAUUGGAAAAGAUCAAUAUGGUAAGAGAUAGAUAAAUUGAGAUUUUUCACCUCAACUUUGUUCAGACCGUCGAAAUCCCAAAUAAAGAAGCUCUGUUGAUCAGUGGGAUUUCCGAGUUCCUGAUAGGAUCCCUCAACUUUUUGAAGUGUGGAAUCACCAUUUCCUGUAUGCUCGAUCAAGACAAACCGUCAUUCCAACAAACCAAUCUCCAAGAAUGGAGUGACCCAAGGUUCAAUGGCUAUCUCGACAUUGUCACGUCACAGAGUGCAAUCCGGAGUGGCAAGUAUUUGUCUCAAUCGAAAGGAUUCUUCGUUCUCACUGAUUCCAUGAAGCAGAACCAAGGAUGGUAUGUUUCGGCAAUGGCUGUACACAAAAGUUGUAGAGUGGUUGGUCAAAACGUACCGACGCCAAUAUUGGAACUCGACCGUGAGUAUCGAAGCCAGACUUGUAAAUAAACUUGUUCCAUUUUCAGCAACUUCAACGCAAUAUUAUGCGCCGAUGCCAGUAAACGAAAUCCUCAGAAGAGCGUUCCCGCAAGACUUUUCAUCGAGAGGAAUCAAUCAUCCAAGUGGAAGAUUGCAAUUGAAUGUGAAGUUGCUUCUGAAAGGUGACAGAGAUUUCAGUGAUUACCUCAAACGUUUGCUUUUUCUGCAGAUCUGAAGUGCAACAAGUACUUUGUGGAAAGCGGCACUUGGGGCACAAACACGAUUGCCAUUAGAGACAUCGACUACAACGCUCCAAAUGUCCCAGAAUACAGACAGAGAUAUCCCGAUCUGGAGUAAGAAAAGUAGAUUUUUUAAAAUUAAAUAUUUUCUUUUACUUUAGGUUUCCCCUCUUACCGGCAGCUGUUUACGGUACCGAUCGUUUUUUGAUUCCGUUGGAGUACCUCAAGGCGAUUCCGUAUCAAUCCAUCGAUCGUCGUGUUCUUGAAAAGUUUGAAAUGAUUGUAAGUUAAAAAACGGACUCUGUUCUGGUACAUUCAUGCUCGUUUCAAGCCACGCGCAAGCCAUCCGGAUGAAAGAUGGAAAAAUCUUCAGCUUCACUUUAAAAAGUUUGGAUUCAACGACGAAAUAAUGAAGGCAUUUGCAGUGCAGGUCUGCAAUGACCCAUUCUCACAGAUCAGCUAUAUCGACGGAGAAAGAGUGUCAAAGCCGAACAUUGCCUACGCUAAGCAGGUUCAUGUAGAUGAUCAAAAGGUAAAAUGACCGUGAAUGUUCAACAAGGAACAAUUUGAAUGGUUUCAGAGAGAUUGGAAGCCUGUGGACAAACAGUUCUCUGAUCCGGCCAUUAUUGAUCACUUGGUGUUCGUUCUGGUAGUAGGAUACUCGCGAAACUUCGUAGCCGACAGAUCUGAUUUCGAGUUCGUCGCUAAUGAAUUCCUGAAGAGAUGCGAGCAGAAAGGCAUGAAAAUCGCAAGCAGAGCCUUUAAAUGCCACAAUGGAGUUCGAGGAUGCGAUGAGUUUUUGAAAAGGGUCUUUGAUGACCUAUCACGGAACCCGAAGUACGACUCUUCCACAGCCUUGCCAUUUGUUUUUCUUGCAUCUGACGACAUUCCUAACAUUCACGGUAAAUUUCACAAAAAUAAAUCUCAAUGGACUAAAUCGAAACUAUGUCAGAGUGUCUCAAAUACUAUGAAAGAAUGGCGGACGUUCCAACCCAGCAAGUUCUUCUCAAAACCAUCCGCAAAAUUAAAUGCAACGUGGAGGAAAACAGUCAAAAUGGCAAAAAAGGGUUCGAUUUCACUCUUGACAAUAUCGUCCUAAAGACAAACGUCAAGUGCGGAGGCCUCAAUUACAUUUCCAUUCCCGAGGAGUGAGUUCACCAUCAGUUAUCACGAGCAAAUACUGUUUCAGUAUCGCCACUUGGGAAAAAGUGUCCACUUUUGUGAUGGGAAUGGACGUGGCUCAUCCGGAUCGUGGCAUUCAGGGAAGUCCGUCAAUCGUCGGAGUGAGUGACAAUGACACAUUAUUCACAGUGUCUUUGAGUUUUGUUUUCCAGCUCUCGUGCAAUUCGGCCGAAAAUCCCUUCCAGUUCAUCGGCGACUUCCACUACACUCUUCCAAGAACGGAGAUUAUUCAAGACGAAAUUCUGCAAAAUUUCACUGCUCACAACGUUCGCAAGUUCGCGGAACUCCGAGGAUUUCCCAAAGAUCUCAUCAUCUUCCGUGACGGAGUGUCAAUUGGUGAAGAAUCGAAAGCAGUCAGAGAGGUUGAAGUCAUUGAGAAGACCAUAAUCGAGAUCGCCAAGGAGAUGGGAGUUGUCGAUUAUGCCCCGAAGGUGCUGGCCAUCGUUGUGAAGAAACGUCAUCACACUCGGUUCUAUGUGGAAAGGAAUGACUCAGAGAUUCAGGUGAUAUUGGAUUCGGUUUUCUGAAUGCCUAACUUAUAUUUACAGAACCCACUUCCUGAUACGUCUGUCUCCGGGCACAUUUCCGAAUAUGGAAAGCGUCAGCUCUUCAUUCAAGCUUUCCGUCCGAUUCAAGGAACUGCAAAGAUCCCGUCAUUCCUCAUCAUUCGCGACGAUGCGAAAGUUUCGAAUGAUUACAUCUCCAAACUUGUGUGCGCCGUCUGCAGUCUCCAUCAGGUACUAUCAGUGGACAGUCAAAUAGUGUGCUUAAUGUUGACUUUCAGAUUGUAAACAGCCCAACGUCCAUCCCCACCCCCGUCUUUGUGGCCCAUGAGUUUGCGAAGAGAGGAUCAAACAUGCUCAAAGCUUACAAGUAAGAUAUCUGCAUUCAAAAGAUGUUAAUGAAUCCCAUAUUUCAGGUACAAAAAAGGCAAUUUCAACGACGACUGGUUCUCUUUGACAAAAGAGCUCUCGUACAGUGCGCUCGAACGUCUGUCCAAAAUGAGAAUUGUCUGA
Messenger RNA from Caenorhabditis sp. 36 PRJEB53466, 3590 nucleotides. The record is from the annotation of a GenBank genome assembly. Lineage: Eukaryota; Metazoa; Nematoda; Chromadorea; Rhabditida; Rhabditidae.